AUGUAUUUCUUCCUCUGCAAUCUGUCCUUAAUUGACCUGUGUACCACAACCAGCACGGUGCCUCUGGCCCUUGUCAACUGCCUGAGAGACUGCCCCACCAUCACCUACAAUGACUGCUUUGCCCAAAUGACCAUCAUCCUCUUUUUGGGCAUGACCGAGUGCUGCCUAUUGGCCGUCAUGGCUUUCGACCGAUUCGUCGCCAUAUCAAACCCCUUGCGUUACACGCUGAUCAUGACAAUGAGGGCUUGUUUCCGGAUUGCCGCUGUCAUGUGGAUAAGUAGCUUCCUGAUGGCCCUAAUUCCUGUGCUCUCUAUACCGGUGCGGUUUUGUGCAGGGCACAAUGUAGUGAACCAUUUCAUAUGUGAGGUGGUAGCCGUCUUAAAGCUGGUCUGCUCGGACAGCACUGUCAGUGAGACACUGAUGUUGAUAAACUCAAUUGUCAUCGUGCCCCUCCCCUUUCUCUUCAUCCUCCUCUCUUAUAUCCGGAUCGCGGUGGCUGUCUUGAAAAUCCCCUCCACAGCUGGGCGGAAGAAAGCUUUCUCCACCUGCGGAUCGCACCUGACCGUGGUGACCAUCUACUAUGGGACCAUCAUCUCCAUUUUUGUCAUACCUCAGAACAAAGACAGUAAGGACCGGGACAAAAUCAUCUCUAUAUUGUAUGGAACAGUGAUCCCCAUGGUGAACCCUCUUAUUUAUACAUUGAGAAACAAGGAUGUGAUAGGAGCCUUGAGAAAGGCAGCAGGGAAAACCAAGAAAAUAAGCCUGUCUGUGUGA
Messenger RNA from Tachyglossus aculeatus (Australian echidna), 774 nucleotides. Its product is annotated as olfactory receptor 13H1-like. Gene Ontology annotation, molecular function: olfactory receptor activity; G protein-coupled receptor activity. NCBI's taxonomy places the organism in Eukaryota, Metazoa, Chordata, Mammalia, Monotremata, Tachyglossidae. Gene Ontology annotation, biological process: G protein-coupled receptor signaling pathway. Gene Ontology annotation, cellular component: membrane. The record is from RefSeq and is a predicted model, not a curated record. The coding region runs from base 1 to 774 and encodes 257 amino acids. The transcript has a single exon.